Pseudomyrmex gracilis is the source of this 829-nucleotide messenger RNA. RefSeq lists its product as uncharacterized. The coding region runs from base 43 to 549 and encodes 168 amino acids. The record is from RefSeq and is a predicted model, not a curated record. The transcript is spliced from 2 exons. NCBI's taxonomy places the organism in Eukaryota, Metazoa, Arthropoda, Insecta, Hymenoptera, Formicidae.
CAGUCGAUCUGCGAAAUUAUUCAAGAAACUAUUCAAAACACAAUGAGAAGCUUUGCGAUUCUGUUGUUGGCAACCGCUGUGUUGGCGGCUCCGACACAGAAGAAGGACAAGCGAAACUUGCUGUUGGAUAGUCUCGAUGUCUCGGACUACGCUCUCCCGUACAGCUUCGCGGGAUAUCCCACUGGACUGUUCGAUCUCGGCACAAGGAUAUUCCAGGGAUAUUCCCCUCUGGAUAACAGCCUAGUCGUGUAUCCUUCCGGAUUGGAAUAUGAAGAUCCGUUGUACUCGGGAAACUUCGGUAACAUCGUUCGCUUGAACCAACUUGCUUUGGCCGGAUUUGUGAGCGACAUCGACACAUUGCCGCUGAUCUUGAACUCGGCGCGUAACAAUACUGAGAGCAACAUUAACAACCAAGUUCUGAAUUCUCAAUCGGUGCCGCAAUCGCUCUCGAUCGAAGCGUUAAAGGACUACAGCGGUGUUGCCGAACCGACGGAGACGUCAAAACCCGUCACUCAGCAAGUACAGAACACAACUGGGAGUAACACUUAAUCCUGUAAAACGUUUUUGUUUUAGAUACGUAUCCUAUACAUUUGUAUUUGUACAUUCCUGUCGUUGGAUUGGUUAAAAUGUUGUAAACACUGUGUAAAAAUUCAUGGAACUUUAUUCAACAUUCUAUAUUAAGAAAAUAACAUUAGUUUUGAUAUGUUUCUUUAGUUUUUAGAAAUUCUUUCACUAAAUAAAUAAUAAAAUAUCUCAUAUUUGAGAAUCGGACAUUCAUGUUCGGAGUUUACAAGAUUAGAGUUAAUAAAACCCCGCUGUUAAUAUUGCA